Sphenostylis stenocarpa is the source of this 1701-nucleotide messenger RNA. The record is from the annotation of a GenBank genome assembly. NCBI's taxonomy places the organism in Eukaryota, Viridiplantae, Streptophyta, Magnoliopsida, Fabales, Fabaceae.
AUGUUGCAUGACCUGAGGCUUGGUAUGGGGAAGUUCCGACCAGAGAGGUUUGUGUACGAUGCUGAGGAUAUUCCAUUUGGGACACUGUCGUGGUUCCUUUAUGCUGGAAUUUCUUGCUUGCUUGUUCUCUUCGCGGGGAUUAUGUCUGGUCUCACUCUUGGAUUAAUGUCUCUGGGUCUCGUGGACCUUGAGAUUCUCCAGCGGAGUGGUUCCUCCACCGAGAAGAAACAAGCUGCUGCUAUUUUGCCGGUUGUUCAAAAGCAGCAUCAGUUGCUUGUCACCUUGCUUCUUUGUAACGCCUGUGCCAUGGAGGCACUUCCUAUUUACCUUGACAAAAUUUUUCAUCCAUUUGUAGCAGUACUGUUAUCUGUGACAUUCGUUCUUGCUUUCGGAGAGGUUAUCCCACAAGCUAUAUGUACAAGAUAUGGACUCUAUGUUGGUUCUAACUUUGUGGGUCUUGUACGUGUCCUGAUGAUCAUUUGCUAUCCAAUUGCUUACCCUAUUGGAAAGGUUCUGGAUGUUUUACUUGGACAUAGUCAUGCAUUGUUUAGGAGAGCUCAGCUGAAAGCCCUUGUUUCAAUCCAUAGCCAAGAGGCUGGUAAAGGAGGUGAACUCACUCAUGACGAGGCAACAAUUAUCAGUGGAGCACUAGAUCUCACGGAGAAGGUAGGUACUACUAAUUUGGAGAAAGGCAUCCUGAUAGUUCUAUCUCUUGCCAUCUAUCUAUACACCUGGAAAUGUAAAAGUAUACUCUGCCAAAGAGAUAAUGUAUGCCCCUAUAUCUAUGAUGUUUUGGCUCUGUAUGAAGCUGCAGAAGAAGAUUCUAUCAUGAGCCAAUCCUCUACUGCUGAGGAGGCUAUGACACCAAUUGAAUCUACAUUUUCCUUGGAUGUUGCUUCCAAGUUGGACUGGGAAGCAAUUGGGAAAAUUCUUGCACGAGGCCAUAGUCGAGUUCCUGUAUACAGUGGAAACCCCAAAAAUAUAAUUGGCCUCUUACUAGUUAAAAACCUUCUUACUGUAAGAGCUGAAACAGAGACCCCAGUUAGUGCUGUUUCCAUCAGGAAAAUUCCUAGGGUUCCAGCAGAUAUGCCUUUAUAUGAUAUCCUCAAUGAGUUUCAAAAAGGAAGCAGUCAUAUGGCAGCCGUAGUCAAGGUUACACAAGAGAGAAAUGACCCUUUAAAAACUGGUGACAUUGAGAAAUCCAAGGAUAAAGAAGCCAUGAAGAAUAGUUCUGAAUUAACUAUGCCAUUGUUAGCCAAGUCUUAUGGGACAUCAGAAAAAGUUGUCAAUAUUGACAAACCCUCUUGGCAUGCUGCAGACCAACAAUUUCAAAAGGAUGGCACUGCAACAAAUGGGGUUCACCACUCACUUGACAAUGUUGACGACGGGGAGCAAGUUAUUGGCAUCAUUACCCUGGAGGACGUGUUUGAAGAACUCCUUCAGGAAGAAAUUGUGGACGAGACUGAUGUGUAUAUAGAUGUACAUAGAAGAAUACGUGUGGCGGCUGUAGCAGCUGCUACAUCUGUGGCACGGGUUCCUUCUUCCCGAAAGUUGACAGGUCAAAAGCCUGUAGUAACACAGAAUCAGUAUGAUAAGGAUGAUGGUCAUGGUGGCAAAAGAAAAUUAGGAUAUGAAAAAUGCCUGUUUCUCUUAGCAGACAUAUACCAGUUUCUUGGCUUUGGCUGUCUCUUCAUUUAUUAG